This is a messenger RNA of Betta splendens (Siamese fighting fish), 1336 nucleotides long. RefSeq names its product gap junction Cx32.2 protein-like. The coding region runs from base 152 to 940 and encodes 262 amino acids. The record is from RefSeq and is a predicted model, not a curated record. The transcript has 3 exons. Lineage: Eukaryota; Metazoa; Chordata; Actinopteri; Anabantiformes; Osphronemidae. Gene Ontology annotation, biological process: cell communication. Gene Ontology annotation, cellular component: connexin complex.
CUCAUGCUGUUGCACAAUUCCAUCUAAUCUAAAGUUCAAGGUGCCAGCGAGCAAACUGGUCCAGAGCACUGGGCUUUGAAUCAUUCAACUCCACAGGCGGUGACGAGGCUGUUUGUCUGCAGGCCACGCUUCAAAUUCAAGAUCUGACACUAUGGGAGAGUGGGGUUUCCUGUCCUCCCUGCUGGACAAGGUCCAGUCCCACUCCACUGUCAUCGGGAAGGUGUGGCUCAGUGUUCUGUUCAUCUUCAGGAUCAUGGUUCUGGGAGCUGGGGCGGAGAAGGUCUGGGGUGAUGAGCAGUCUAAAAUGGUCUGCAACACCAACCAGCCCGGUUGCAAGAACGUGUGCUACGACCAGGCCUUCCCCAUCUCACACGUCCGGUUCUGGGUCCUGCAGAUCAUCUUUGUCUCCACGCCGACCCUCAUCUACCUCGGCCACGUCUUCCACAUCAUCCACAAAGAGAACAAGCUGAGGGAAUACAUGAAGGCCCACUCCAGGAGCGAGAUGGUCAAAUUCCCCAAGUACUCUGACGAAAAGGGCCACGUGAUACUUAAAGGCAACCUGCUGGGAAGCUACAUGACCUCCAUAGUCUUCAGAAUCCUUCUGGAGGUCGCCUUUAUUGUGGGACAGUAUUAUCUGUACGGGUUUGUCAUGACGCCCAGAAUCGUGUGCACCCGGGCCCCGUGUCCCUUCACCGUGGAGUGCUUCAUGUCUCGGCCCACUGAGAAGACCAUCUUCAUCAUCUUCAUGCUCAUCGUGUCCUGCAUUUCUCUUCUGUUCAACGUAGCUGAGAUCUUCUACCUGGCGUGUUGUAACCCAGCCAAGCGGAAGUCUAAGAACCUGCCGGCUUCUGCGAUCACCCUUUACCCACGAUAUAAUGGUGACGGCCCAACGAAAAGUGAGAAGCUUGGGCUGCACGAUGGCAGCCACAGCACAGCCUAAGCACCAGCGCAAUGUGACUAAUAGUGUUAAACCUACAGGCAAACUUUUAAAUGGCACCGGGUGUUAUUUAUUUAUGUGACAUUCAAAUUCCCUUGCAGUCAUACAAGUAAGUUAUUUAUGAAGAUUCAUGCGUCGUCGCAUACUUUUAAAUGUGAUAUAUUGAAAUGCGCUGUGGACUUUUUUGCAGAUAAGGAUAAACGUCCAACAUACCAGAAAAACAAUGCUACCUUUCUUUUUGAAUAUGUUUUUGUCCUACAUUGUUAACAUGUAUGUAAAAUUUUAAAACUGUAAAUAUAUAAUUGAAAAUCUUUUUUUUUCUUGUUUUACACAUUAAUAUGACUGAAUGUGUUUUCUCUUUGUAAACUAUUGUGAAGGCAAUAAAGGUCCUCCAGAACA